This is a messenger RNA of Phytophthora sojae, 321 nucleotides long. RefSeq lists its product as hypothetical. The transcript has 2 exons. Bases 1 to 321 code for a protein of 106 amino acids. The record is from RefSeq and is a predicted model, not a curated record. Lineage: Eukaryota; Oomycota; Peronosporomycetes; Peronosporales; Peronosporaceae.
AUGAAGUUUGCUUCGGGUAUGGCCGUGGCUGGGUGCCUUGGCACGAUCAUCGCUGAUGUCAUUGGCGUUGCGAUUCUCCUGUACGAGGAGCGCGGCCACCCCACGCCGCCCACGCCCGAUGUGAGCCGUAUCUACGCACGCAGCGCCCUGCCUCCCUUCACCAACGCAGCAGCCUUCUGGGCCGCAGUGGUCACACUGCCGUCGGUCACGUACAUCAGGUGGGCCGCCAUAUUGAAGCCGGCAGCGCACACCGGGUCGCCCCUGUUGCAGAACUCGAUGGCCUUGGAUCCGUACGUAGGGCUCGCGCUCGCAAUCGUUUGA